This is a messenger RNA of Microthlaspi erraticum, 1026 nucleotides long. The record is from the annotation of a GenBank genome assembly. NCBI's taxonomy places the organism in Eukaryota, Viridiplantae, Streptophyta, Magnoliopsida, Brassicales, Brassicaceae.
AUGUCGAUGCUAAUGGCGGCCAAAACCACUUCCCUCUGCAGCAGCUUAAACCUCACGACGGCGGCUUCACCAAGAACCCGAACCAACCCUCGCGCGGCGGCGAGAUCGGUGAAUCCGACGGCGAGAAUCCAAACACGUAUCCAUCGUCUCAUCGAAGAACAAGGCAUUGUACUUAUGCCUGGUUGCUACGACGCCUUAUCCGCCGCCAUCGUCCAGCAGACCGGAUUCUCCGCCGGUUUCGUUUCCGGUUACGCUCUCUCCGCUUCUCUUUUGGGAAAACCGGAUUUCGGUUUGCUAACACCGCCGGAGAUGGCUGCGACGGCAAGGUCUGUGUGUGCCUCUGCUCCGAAUAUUCCCAUCAUUGCAGAUGCCGACACUGGUGGAGGAAAUGCUUUAAACGUUCAAAGAACUGUAAAGGAUUUAAUCGCAGCAGGCGCUGCUGGUUGCUUCCUUGAGGACCAAGCAUGGCCAAAGAAAUGCGGUCAUAUGCGAGGCAAACAGGUGAUACCAGCAGAAGAACACGCAGCCAAAAUAGCAUCAGCGAGAGACGCUAUCGGAGAUGCAGACUUCUUCCUAGUCGCGAGAACAGACGCACGUGCCACGUCUGCAAAAUCCGGUCUUGAAGACGCCAUCGCACGUGUCAACCUCUACAUGGAGGCCGGAGCUGAUGCUUCCUUCGUAGAGGCGCCGAGAGACGACGACGAGCUAAAGGAGAUUGGGAAACGCACAAAGGGUUAUAGAGUUUGCAACAUGAUCGAAGGAGGAGUCACGCCGUUGCAUACCCCUGAGGAGCUUAAGGAAAUGGGGUUUCAUUUGAUUGUUCAUCCGUUGACCGCGCUCUAUGCGUCCACUAGAGCUUUGGUUGAUGUUCUCAAGACUCUUAAAGAACACGGAAGCACGAGAGAUCAUUUGCAGAAGAUGGCUACUUUUGAGGAGUUUAAUAGUUUGGUGGAUUUAGAGUCGUGGUUUGAGCUUGAAGCUCGUUACUCAAACCUUAGAAACGCUCUUGGGACUACUAAAUCAUGA